Marmota flaviventris (yellow-bellied marmot) is the source of this 3292-nucleotide messenger RNA. RefSeq names its product quiescin sulfhydryl oxidase 1 (gene Qsox1). The record is from RefSeq and is a predicted model, not a curated record. Gene Ontology annotation, biological process: protein folding. Gene Ontology annotation, molecular function: protein disulfide isomerase activity; flavin-dependent sulfhydryl oxidase activity. Lineage: Eukaryota; Metazoa; Chordata; Mammalia; Rodentia; Sciuridae. Gene Ontology annotation, cellular component: Golgi membrane.
GCGCCGCCGCUGAGGAUGAAGAGGUGCGGCCGCCGCUCGGGGCCGCCGCCGCCGUUGCUGCUGCUGCUGCUGCCGCCGAUGCUGCUCGCGGUGCCCGGCGCUGGCGCGGCCCGGCUCUCGGCGCUCUACUCGUCCUCCGACCCGCUGACGCUGCUGCAGGCGGACACGGUGCGCGGCGCCGUCCUCAACUCCCGCAGCGCCUGGGUGGUGGAGUUCUUCGCCUCCUGGUGCGGCCACUGCAUCGCCUUCGCCCCGACGUGGAAGGCGCUGGCCAACGACGUUAAGGACUGGAGGCCAGCACUGAACCUUGCUGCCCUAGAUUGUGCUGAUGAGUCGAAUACUGCCAUCUGCAGAGACUUUAGCAUUUCAGGCUUCCCUACUGUGAGGUUCUUUAAGGCCUUUUCCAAAAGUGGAGUUGGAACAACGUUACCAGUGGCUGGAGCUGAUGCGCAGACCCUGCGGGAGAGGCUCAUUGAGGCCCUGGAGUCCCACCGUGACACAUGGCCCUCAGCUUGUCCACCACUGGAACCUGCCAGGCUGGAAGAGAUUGAAGGAUUUUUUGCAAGAAACAAUGAAGAGUAUCUGGCCCUGGUCUUUGAAAAGGAAGGCUCCUACCUGGGUAGAGAGGUAACUCUGGACCUAUCCCAGCACCAAGGCGUGGUGGUGCGCAGGGUCUUGAACACGGAGGGCAAUGUGGUGAGCAAGUUUGGUGUCACUGACUUCCCAUCUUGUUACCUGCUGUUUCGGAAUGGCUCUGUCUCCCGAGUCCCUGUGCUGGUGGAAUCCAGGUCCUUCUACACUGCCUACUUGCAGAGGCUCUCUGGGCUCACCAGGGCGGCUCCCCAGACCACAGCUGUACCUACCAUUGCUGACAAGGUAGCACCCACGGUGUGGAAAUUGGCCGAUCGCUCCAAGGUCUACAUGGCUGAUUUGGAAUCUGCGCUGCACUACAUCUUGCGGACAGAGGUGGGCAAAUUCUCAGUCCUGGAGGGGCAGCGCCUAGUGGCCCUGAAAAAGUUUGUGGCAGUGUUGGCCAAGUAUUUCCCUGGCCAGCCCUUGGUCCAGAACUUCCUGCACUCAGUCAAUGACUGGCUUAAGAGGCAACAGAAAAAGAAAAUUCCCUACAGUUUCUUUAAAGCUACCUUGGACAGCAGAAAAGAGGACACUGUUCUUGCCAAGAAGGUGAACUGGGUUGGCUGCCAGGGGAGUGAGCCACAUUUUCGGGGCUUUCCCUGCUCCCUGUGGGUCCUCUUCCAUUUCCUGACUGUGCAGGCAAGUCAGCAAAGUAUAGACCACUCGCAAGAGCCAGCCCCAGGCCAGGAGGUCCUCCAGGCCAUCCGGAACUAUGUGCGCUUCUUCUUUGGCUGCCGGGACUGCGCUGACCACUUCGAGCAGAUGGCUGCUGGCUCCAUGAACAGGGUCCGGAGCCCGAAUGAGGCCGUUCUCUGGCUCUGGUCUGGCCACAACAGAGUCAAUGCUCGCCUCGCAGGUGCCCCCAGUGAAGACCCGCAGUUCCCCAAGGUGCAGUGGCCACCUCCUGAACUCUGUUCUGCCUGUCAUAAUGAACUCAGUGGGGACCCUGUGUGGGACCUGGGCGCCACCCUCAACUUCCUCAAGGCCCACUUCUCCCCGCAAAACCUCGUUCUGGACUUUCCUACAGCUGGGCCAGCCCCCCGGAGGGGUGCACAGAGUUUGGCAGCUACCCCAAAGCUGGGGGUGGGAGUGCUGGAAAUGGUGACCAGAAAUUCAACACUGGGUCCUGAGCAGGCUGAGCCCAAAGAGUCCCCUGGAGCUGCAGUCCCAGAUGUCCCAGCUGAGAGACCUGAGGCAAGUGGCACCCCAGAGCUGCCUGCUGGCCUUGCGGUGAGCACAGCUGCUCCUGAGCACAUGGAAGAGCUCCAGAGUGGCGUGCUGGAGCAGCCCCAGGAGCAGCGACAUUUCAACAAGCGAGACACCAGGGAGCUGUUGGCUGGGGCCUGGGCUGAGGAGAACCACAGAGGCCCUGCAGCACUGAGGCAAGGAGGCCGAAGCUCCAAGCAGCUAGCCCACAUCCCUGAGGGGGAGCCAAAGGCUCUAGCGGUGUCAGGCCACGGCCAGUGGCUGCAGGUGCUAGGAGGGGGCUUCUCCCAUCUGGACAUCAGCCUCUGUGUGGGGCUCUACUCCCUGUCCUUCAUGGGCUUGCUGGCGGUGUAUACCUACUUCCGGGCCAGGAUGAGAGCCCUGAAGGUCCAUGCUGGUCACCCUGCAGCCUGAACCAUUCAGCUUGUGAGGGGCAGGAAAGAGAGCUGCCAUCUCUUGGGCUCUUCUGGCCCCUUGCCCCCUUGCCUUCUUCCAGCCUCUGCCCCUGUCCAGCCCAGGAGGGUGGGAAGUCCAGGAAAACCAGUUGCUCAGGUGAACCCCCUGGGUCUGCUGGGAAGGAGGGUUCCGUAGACACAAAAGACAGGAGCAGGUCCAGGUGCAUUGCCCUGCGGCAGGAGGGCAGCCUCUGGCGUGGGGCUUAGGCGCAAGCCCUGGCCUCUACACCACAUUCCUGUUUUCCAGCUUAUUUGAAGCCCUGCCUGGUUCUUGCUGAAGCCUCAAUUUCUUCUGUUUGGUCUUAGUCCUAAAUUGGGUCAAGUGAGCCUAGAAUUUCAAAGGUGUCUCAUCUAGAGGAGGGCCCCCCCAGGCUGGGUGGGCUGAGUGGACCUCCUCACUGUAUUCCAGGGUUCCAUCCACCCCUCUCCCUCUGGCACAAAGAGGUCUCUACGCCUGAAAAAAAAAAAAAGGGACCCCCCUCAGACCCUUUCUGGCCUGCCUAGCCUUUAGCUCCUCAGAUCUGCCUGGGGCUCUUGGCUUGGGAUGGGGUUGGGGGGACUGGAGGCUUCUGGAAAUAAUGCUUUCUAGGUGAAGAUGUCUGCUACAAGAAGAGUGUAGGUUGGGGUUGGUGUGGCCUUGCCCCGCUGGGCAGGUGACAGUUGCUGGGCUGAAGGUAUGUGGCUUACUUGGUGGCCUGAGGGGGUGGUGGUAGGGUGUGGGGAAGGGUGCUGGAUCUUCAAUGCCAAGGCACUUAGCUGUUGCCUUUUCCCCAUCGGGCUCUACCCCUCUCAGCUGGGUCUUUUUUUUUUUUUUUUUUUUCCCAUGCUAACUUUCAGAUGUGGAGGGUGCUGGGCUGACAGGGGAGUGUCCUGUCUUUCAGGGUUCCACCUCCCAGGGAUAGAGGUUUAAAGGGUCUGAGGAGGAUGGGCUGUACACAUGCUGAUUCCCACUCCCCACUGCUUGGGAGGCUACGGAAUAAAUUAUUCUUGCUAAGCCA